CAUGAUUGUCUCUUAAUCUCCACAUGUUUAUCUCAAUACACCAAAAGUGUAUAGGCUUGCGUGUAUGUGAUCAGUGGAUUUUACAUUUGUUAAUAUGUGUUGAUAUAUAAGCUGACUCAAGACCCCAAAAGCGGUCUCUCUCUAUACUUUGCUUCUCUCUCUAAACUUUCUCUCCUCUCUCAAGUUUUUUCCUAAACGAUGAAGGUUUUCGUGAAGACUCUCAAGGGGACAAACUUCGAGAUCGAAGUAAAGCCUUCGGAUACGGUCUCUGAUGUUAAAAGAGCUAUAGAAAACAUUCAUGGUGCGCUAUACCCCGCUGCUCAGCAGAUGCUGAUCCACCAAGGAAAGGUUCUCAACGAUGCGAGUACAUUGGAACAGAACAGCGUUGUUGAGAACAGUUUCAUUGUUAUCAUGCUGUCUAAGGCCAAGGUUUCUUCAAGCGGUGCAUCGACUGCAUCGGCACCCGCACCUGCACCAGCACCUCAGACCCAGCCUGCACAGACAGUAGCCACACCUCAGGUUUCUGCUCCAGCUGUCUCAGUUCCAGAGCCUACAAGUGUUGCAGCACCGGCUGUUCCUGCAGCUGCUGCUUCGACUCAAGCAGAUGUUUAUGGUCAAGCAGCUUCAAACCUUGUUGCUGGAACUAACUUAGAAUCCACCGUUCAGCAAAUUCUUGACAUGGGUGGAGGUAGUUGGGACCGUGACACUGUUAACCGAGCCCUGAGAGCUGCCUUCAACAACCCUGAAAGAGCCGUUGAAUAUCUGUACUCAGGCAUCCCUGCUCAAGCUGAACUCCCAGCAGCCCCUCAAGCCGCAGCUGCAGCUGGACAGGCUGCAAACCCUCUAGCACAGCCCCAACAAGAAGCUGCUCCAGUUCCUGCAACUGGUGGUCCCAACGCGAAUCCGUUAAACCUGUUCCCUCAGGGCAUGCCUGCUGCAGACGCUGGUGCUGGAGCUGGUAAUCUUGAUUUCCUCCGUAACAGUCAACAGUUCCAAGCUUUGCGAGCUAUGGUACAAGCAAACCCACAAAUUCUUCAGCCUAUGCUUCAAGAGCUCGGUAAACAAAACCCACAGCUUGUGCGACUAAUCCAAGAGCACCAGGCUGACUUUCUACGCUUGAUAAACGAGCCCGUCGAGGGAGAAGAGAAUGUGAUUGAACAAUUGGAAGCAGCAAUGCCACAAGCUGUUACCGUCACACCUGAAGAGCGUGAAGCCAUUGAACGGCUUGAAGCGAUGGGGUUUGAUCGUGCGAUGGUGUUAGAAGUGUUCUUUGCGUGUAACAAGAAUGAAGAACUUGCAGCUAACUAUCUUCUAGAUCACAUGCACGAGUUUGAGGACCAAUAAUGGAAACAAGAAGAAACAAAGCAAAAUCCAUUUCUUCCUCCUACCACCUAAACUCAGAGACCCAUCUUUUCUGUUUCUUUUUUUUUUUCUUCUCUUUUAAGAUUUACUUUUAUGAUAAUCUCUCUUCUCUCAAUGCAUUUGACAAGUUUCAUGUUUAUGUUCAUGGGAGUUGAUGUGCUUAUGUGUUACAUUUAAAACUUAUCAUAGUUUAUCUUGUUUGAAGAUGUUUCUCCCUUUAUCCUCUUUAGGCUUCAAAUUUACUAGAUCAUCAGUUGAAAAUUUGGUUCUGAAUUGCAUUAAAG
This is a messenger RNA of Thlaspi arvense, 1646 nucleotides long. The record is from the annotation of a GenBank genome assembly. Lineage: Eukaryota; Viridiplantae; Streptophyta; Magnoliopsida; Brassicales; Brassicaceae.